Messenger RNA from Cydia fagiglandana, 5269 nucleotides. It is a transcript of the gene rdgC, whose product is annotated as serine/threonine-protein phosphatase rdgC. The transcript has 15 exons. The record is from RefSeq and is a predicted model, not a curated record. The coding region runs from base 326 to 2443 and encodes 705 amino acids. Lineage: Eukaryota; Metazoa; Arthropoda; Insecta; Lepidoptera; Tortricidae. Gene Ontology annotation, biological process: detection of stimulus involved in sensory perception. Gene Ontology annotation, molecular function: phosphoprotein phosphatase activity; iron ion binding; manganese ion binding.
CUUUCAGCGGGGCAGGUUGGUUGUACUGAAAGCUCGCGCGUCUCCGCUUUUCCUGCAACUUUCCGACACUAACUUUAAACAAAAGUGAAGUGAACAUUUCGAUUGCGUUACAUUUUUUUGUUUGUGUUUAAUGUUUACACUCAGUUCCUACUAAAUCAACUUCUUAAUCGAACGAUUUCAACCAGUCUCCGCGACUGGGUCAUGCCAGCAAGCCUUCACCUGCACCGUUAAAACACCGGUCAAGAUUCCCAAGUCUCGCCAGAAAGCGCCGAGAUGCAACCGAAAACGAAGAGAUAAGAAAUAUAAGAAGGACGAGAGUCCGACGAUGUUCUCAUUGUCAGAGGGGUGCGGGUGCGUGAGCUUCCGCGGGGGGAGGAGGAACCGGUCCUUAGGGGACGAUUCUUCCUCCUGCCGCAGCUCUGAGAUUGAACAAGAAGUCCCUAAGAAGUUGGGACGGAGGCUCCUCGACGGACAAUGCAACGUGAGAGCUCUUGUGCCUUUCUUGAAGUUCUGGAAGAGGGAUGACGUCAGUAUGACGAAGGCUGAAAGAACCAUGAAAGCGGCCAUAUUAAUACAGCAGUGGUACCGGCGGUACCUGGCGCGGAUGGAAGUACGGAGACGGUAUACGUGGACCAUAUUCCAAAGCAUCGAGUACGCGGGAGAGCAAGAUCAAGUCAAACUGUACAACUUCUUCAACGCGCUACUGAGCCACAUGCGGGACAGCAGCGGCCGGGUGUCAUCGGAGCGUACAUCACGAACUGCUUCUGUGUUGGAGCAAGUAUUCUCGGAGGAGUCCGACGAGGGUGGGGGCGUGGACGAGACGGCGCCGCCGAAGCCGUCGCGCGGGCCCGACAUCGAGUUCCCACUGCAGCGGAAGGAUAUCGAUCUACUGAUUGAGGCCUUUAGGAAAAAAAAGAAUCGAUUUGAAAUAUACUCGACAUUCCAGCACCGUCUACAUGCGAAGCACGUGGCCCAGAUUCUGAAAGAGGCCACCCAACUACUGAAAAGACUCCCGAACAUUAACGUGGCCACCACCUCCAUCUCAAGCCAGAUUACUGUCUGCGGUGACCUGCACGGGAAACUCGAUGACUUGCUCGUCAUAUUUCACAAGAAUGGAUUGCCGUCGCCGGAGAAUCCUUACAUAUUCAACGGGGACUUUGUGGACAGAGGCAAGAAGGGCUUGGAGGUGUUCCUGUUGCUGCUGGCCUGCAUGCUGGCCUUUCCUGGAGGGGUGUACCUCAACCGCGGCAACCAUGAAGACUUGAUUAUGAACCAAAGGUAUGGUUUCAUAAAAGAGGUGCAACAGAAAUAUCGGCACAACGCUGAGCGUCUGCUGAAGCUGAUCGAGGGUGUGUACCGCUGGCUGCCGCUUGGCACCAUCAUCAACAACCGCGUGUUCGUGGUCCACGGAGGCAUUUCCGACACCACUGACCUGGACAUGAUCCGCAGCUUGGAGAGGGACAAAUACGUGUCGCUGCUGCGGCCACCGGUCACCGAGAACUGCGCACCAGGCUCCGAGGUCAUUGACAAGGUGGAGUGGAAACAGGUAUUCGACAUCCUCUGGUCAGACCCCCAGGCCGUGGGCGGCUGCGUGGCGAACGCGCUGCGCGGCGCGGGCACGUACUUCGGCCCUGACGUGACCACCUCGUUCCUGCAGCGGAACAAGCUCAGCUUCCUGAUACGCAGCCACGAGUGCAAGCCGGGCGGGUACGAGAUAUUGCAUAACGGAAACGUCAUCACAAUCUUCUCCGCAUCCAACUACUACGAGUUGGGCUCCAACAAGGGCGCAUAUUUGAAGCUAUGCGGUAACUCGCUCGAGCGGCAGUUCGUCCAGUACACGGCGGCAGUGUCGCGCACGAGACGGCUCACGUUCCGGCAACGCGUCGGACUCGUCGAGUCCUCGGCGAUGCGCGAGCUUCACAACCUCAUCAUGUCGGCGCGGAGGCCGCUCGAGGCCUAUUUCCGCAGCAUGGACGUGGAGCAAAGUGGAUACAUACCCAUCAGCGACUGGUGCGCGGCCAUGGAAGAGACCACACAUCUGGGGCUGCCGUGGCGCAUGCUCAAGGACAAACUCGUGCGCACGGACCCCGACACGCGCAGGGUGCGCUACAUGGAUACCUUUGAGCUCACUGCUAAUAAACUGGCACGUAAAGCAGACACGCAGACUGUGGUGGACACUCUUUACAAAAACAAGACUAGUUUAGAAGCUAUUUUUAAAAUCUUAGACAAGGAUAACUCAGGCUACAUAACCCUUGAAGAGUUCUCGGAAGCGUGUCAGCUCCUUGGUAAAUACAUGCCUAACCCGAUGACGCAAGAGCAGCUGGUGGACAUCUGCCGCCUGAUGGACAUUAACAAAGACGGGCUCGUCGACCUUAACGAGUUCCUUGAAAGCUUCCGGCUCGCGGAGAAGAGCCUUGAAGGCGACGACGAGGAGGACACUUGACAACAGCCCGACCGCCGCCCCUGCCGGACGGCGGUCGAUCGCGACGAAACCGGCGUCACUGUUGAGGUACUCAAACUCGACGAAGACACUAAAAUCAACAAGAAACCUAACAAAAAUGGACUCCAUCCCUUGGGCGAGAACGUUCCCAGCGUGUCCCAACAAAUCGAAGAGAUAGAGUUGAUAGAUUGUGACGAGACGCCGCGCCGGCCUGGCCUGCUCGAAAGCGACAUGUAACGCCGCUGUAUGAAACUCAGACCCUUUGAUGGAAGCAUUUACUUGCGAUUUUAAACAUCCGUCUUUCCUUGCUAAAAGCAAGUGGAAGUGGCAAGCUUUAUAAAGCGGUGAUAAACUCCACUUGCCGCAUGUUUGUGGAUAUUCUCUAUUUUGAUAUUAAUGUCGGUUGUAUGCAUUAUGUUGCAAAGUUUUGCUUAGUUGUUUAUAAGAUGAGAGUAUUUUAUAUACGUGUGCGCUGUUAAAUUAAAUUGAAGCUUUAUCCGUGAUAAACUUUUGUAAAUCUAUUUCUACUCGUCUAAGUUCAUUGUAAGUAUGACAGCAUUUAUCGUCAGUAUAAUUUUUUCGUCUCUUUAUAGGUAAAUGACGUAUCAUUUGGGUAUCUUUGGAUAUCUGGACCUUUAUAUCGUCGAUGACCGCUGGCAUGCUGGAACUUUGUCGUAAACGAAUUAUUAGUAAUUUCGAUCAAUACUCUUAUCAUAAAUACUAGUGUUAAAAUAUCAAUCUGAUACAAAAAAAACCUACCGUGAAACAGUCCAGUUUUAUACCGGCUGUGGCCUGUAACAUGAGCAAAAAUUAAAACAUAGAUUGUACUCCUCAAACGAUGACACUUUUGUUCAACAACUUUAAAAAAUUAUGAAUUAUUUAGACUCCCUAUUUUUCAUACAAAAUAAAUAUUAUCUUCAAUGGACGCCAUCGCCAUAUCAUUGUGAUUGACGUUGCUUGUCAAGCCUUAAACUUAACCCUACAAGUGGCAACGUCACUUUUCAGUAGUUGGAAUUUAAACUUUACAUGAAUUAGUAAAAUUUUAUAAAUUUAAUUAAAGUAAUCGACCACGAGCCUGCGGCCUGCCACUUGAAGGGAUAACAAAAUUCGCAAUACAUUGCGUCUUAGAAUAAACUUUAAAGUGUAUUAAAAAUCAAACCACAAGUUAUUUUUAAAAGUUGCUGAACUAAUGUUGGUCAAUAUGCGAAGUACAGCCUACAGUUUAAUUUUUGCUCGUAUUACAGGCCACACCCGGUAUACCUACUUAGUCCGAAUUUGCCCAUUGAGAAAUUAUGGAAAAUUAUUCCUAUAUCGAUAUACAUAUGAUAAAAUGGUCAGUUUGAUUAUAUGUAUUACUUAUGCAGUUCGUGGUUUGAGUUCCUACUAUUGACUAAUGAUUCAUACAGUCCCCUACUACUUAACUAUUCUCUCGGCGUGAACUCCAGCGAAAAGUGGACGGUUUCACGUUACGUACGUCCUAUUUCCUCAAUCGUUCUUCCUUAUGUAAAAAAUAAUAAAAUUCAAUUCUAAACUUUGUGCUUUUAAAAUUUCACUAUUAGUAGGUAUAAAAAUAUUAAAAAUUCGUAAGACAUUAGACCAAUAAUUUAAAAUGAUGAAAAUUAACUAACUUAAUAUAUAAAUAACUUUUCUAGUCUUAACAUUUUGUUUCAUGAAUCGGUGCCAAUUAUUGAGCAAAUUAGGUAUAUUGUAUCGUAUGUUCAGUAUGAAAAACAAACUAAUAAUUGAUAAAUUUAAAACUAACGAAUGGGAACAAUGUCAUUAAAUCCUUUACUCAAUUUUAACGAAACUUUGUAUUUGUAUUUUUAUAGGACCUACUGUAAUAAUAAUAAUUUGUAUUUAUUCACGAAAACUGCACUGGAAAUAUUUUUCCAAUUUUAACUAUGUAUCUACCUAUUAGCCAAUAUAAACCGGUGCGGUUCCAAUGAUGUAGAAAAAAUAUUUACCUAGGUAUACUUGAAAUAAAUAAAAAUUUAUAAACAAUUUUAAUAUAAGGUAUAUGCCUAUUUAUGAACAUAAACAUUUUCGGCGUGUCUAGUAAGAGUACAUAGUACAUUUUCAUAUACAUAUCUCUAUAUUCAAUUAUUAAGCAUUCCAAUGCAGUAGGGUACCAGGCUUACGCGUCGCAAUUUUUAGCCUAUUUUAGCCAAAGGCAACCUAUGCAUUUCGAAGUCUUUUCUCUGUAGCCUGAAUUAUUGUACCUAUUUGUGUAUUCACUAUUAUUAAAGAGAAUAGAGUGUAUAGAGGCGGAUUGUCAAAGUAAAUUAUGUAGCCAAUGUAAAUUUACUGCCAUCUUUCGACAGAAGAUUAAAACUGUUAGAACGCCAUUAGACUUUAAUCCUUAUUCUUUCACUGAUAUGUGUUAAUCUAUUAAAUAUUGAAAUUUUGGGCAAAGGUAAUGGCGCCAUCGCUCGAAAAGAUUGCACCAGACCUUUGGCCUACUCUCGAGUAGAUGGCGUUAAUUUUAUAUUUGACAAGUUAACACAUAUCAGUGAAAGAAUAAUGAUCAAAGUCAAAUGGCGUUCUAACAGGUUUAAUCUUCUGUCGAAAGAUGGCAGUAAAUGUACUGUAGCUACAUAAUUUACCACGACAGUAACUCUCUAUUUCAAAUUCAAUUUGCUAUUAUUGUCUUUAAAAACUCUUUAUUAUCUCUAUUCUAAUGUAAGUAGAUAAUCGUACAAUAACUGUAAUCCACUACUUGUACUAUUUUAAGUCAUUCUUCUUCAACGAUUAUUCUUGCAUUACGGGAUUGUAGCCAAUAUGCCGAUUUCUUCGUAAUUGUCCAUUAAAAUGUGAUAUUGCUCAUGAAAA